AGACAUUGUGAGCUGAGAACUGAAAAUAAUCUGUACCGUUUCCAAACUGCAGGUGUUUAGAGGGAAAAAUAAAAUUAAUUUCUAUAAUAUGGUCUUCUACUUUACAAGUAGCGUUGUGUCACCCUCAGUAACGUUAUUUAUGGGUGCUGAUAAACAUGAAAACGAAGAUUUAAUAAAAUGGGGAUGGCCUGAAGAUGUCUGGUUCCAUGUGGACAAAGUAUCCUCAGCCCAUGUUUAUCUACGUUUAGCUCCUGGUCAAACAAUAGAUGAUAUUCCCAAUUCUGUUCUUGAUGAUGCCUGCCAACUGGUUAAAGCAAACUCUAUAUUGGGUAAUAAAAUGAAUGACAUUGACAUAGUUUACACCAUGUGGUCAAAUCUUAAAAAGACACCGUCAAUGGAGGCAGGACAAGUAGCAUUUCACAAGGAUAAAGAUGUUAGAAAAGUACGAGUUGCAAAACGAAGUAAUGAAAUUGUUAAUAGACUAAAUAAAACAAAAAAGGAAGCAUUUCCAGACUUCAGACAAGAAAGAGAAAACAGAGACAGGUCAGAAAGAGAAGAUAAAAAGAAACUAUUGAGAGAGAAGAAAGAAAAAGAAAAGGAAGAAGAAAAACGGAAGAAAGACGAAGCAGAACUUAAGAGUUAUUCGACAUUGAUGAAACCAGAAAAUAUGACAACAAAUUAUGAUGGAAAUGAUUCUGAUGACUUCAUGUGAAAUUAGAUAUAUGUAUAAAUAAUAAGACCUGCUUUAAAUUCAAUAAAAAUAGUUUCUUUACUCAGACAAAUGUAUUCCAACAGAGUUCAAGGAAUCUGUAACCCAAGUAGGUAUAUUACCAUCACUAUAUAUUUCAUUUACAAAAUUCUUGACAAAUUGAGGAAAUGUCCCCUUUUCUAUAUUUUCUCUCAUAGCCUGCAUGAGAUGCAUCUGAUAAGCAAUGUUGUGGACAGAUAUAAGGUGACAAGCCACUGUUUCCACUGUUACUAUGCAGUGUAAAUAGGCUCGUGUAUAAUUCUUGCAGGUAGAGCAUGGACAAUCAUUCUCAAUAGGGUUUAAAUCUGCCUCAUAUUUUUUUUGUUUCAAAUUAAGUUGACCUCUUUUUGUGAGUGCACAUCCAAAUCUCUGUAAAAUAACAUAACACUGUUUAGAUAACAUUGUUUUUGUAAAAUUAUACAAGUUUACAUACAAGCUACUUACAGCUGUACGUGUUGGUAAUACACAAUCAAACAUAUCUACACCAAGAGCAACACAAACAACAAGAUCAAUAGCCAAGCCCACUCCCAUUAGAUAUCUUGGUCUAUUCUUGUCUAAUAUACUUGUACUUAAACUAACCAUGGGCCAAAACAAAUCCUUUGAUUCUCCACCACUCAAUCCUCCGAUUGCAAAUCCAUUUACAUCUUUUGUCAAGUGAUCAUUGGCACUUUUCUCUCUCAACUCUGAGUUUAAUAGACCUUGAACUAUAGGAAAUAUACUUUGUUCAGAUGGUCUUUUAUGAGCUUUUAGACAACGAUCUAACCAUCUGCUAGUUCUCUCUGUUGCUUCUUUAAUACGAUCAUAAUUUUGGAAAGUAGUUUGAACUACAUCAUCAAGCUGCAUAAUUAUAUCUGCACCAAUACAGUUUUGAAUUUCAAUUGAUUUCUCAGGUGUUAACAUUAUUUCUGAGUCAUCAUAUGGUGAUUUAAACUUAACACCUUCCUCAGUUAUUUCUGCCAGUUUGAGCAAUGACACCAUUUGAAAUCCUCCCGAAUCAGUCAAGAGUGCCCUAUUCCAAGACAUGAAUUUGUGUAGACCACCGACUUUCUCCAGGACUUUGGUACCGGGGCGAUUACCCAAGUGAUAAGUGUUUCCUAAAAUAAUUUCACAGUCUAACUCUUCAAGCUGUUCAGGUAGUAAUCCCUUCAUCGUGCCCUGUGUUCCUACUGGCAUGAAAACAGGGGUUUUAACAGUGUAGUGUGGUAACUUCAUGAGACCAGCGCGAGCUCUUGUAGUUUUGCAUUCAGCAUGUACGUGAAAUAACAGAGCAUGUGAUUUUGAACCCAUUUUUAUUUUCCUCCUUCGAUGCACAAAUGUUAACCUAACAUUUAUCAAAGGUACGUUUCUACCAGAUAUAGCUACUAGUGUCUUUAACAAAUCCACCAGCUUUAAUUUUCAAAACCUAAAAUUAUUUUCUUUUUACGCUGUGAAGUAUUUUAGG
Chilo suppressalis (striped riceborer) is the source of this 2189-nucleotide messenger RNA. The record is from the annotation of a GenBank genome assembly. NCBI's taxonomy places the organism in Eukaryota, Metazoa, Arthropoda, Insecta, Lepidoptera, Crambidae.